Messenger RNA from Aspergillus tanneri, 810 nucleotides. RefSeq lists its product as uncharacterized. The record is from RefSeq and is a predicted model, not a curated record. The transcript has a single exon. Bases 1 to 810 code for a protein of 269 amino acids. NCBI's taxonomy places the organism in Eukaryota, Fungi, Ascomycota, Eurotiomycetes, Eurotiales, Aspergillaceae.
AUGAAGUACUUCAAGUACGCUAAGAGCUUUAACGUCUUUCUUUCGGCCAGGACGCACGGCAAUCGACCGUCCAGUCUAACAGUGAAUAGUAUUGGAAACCCUCUCGACAAGGAAAGCCUCCGUCAAGUCCUUCAAAAGGCCACAGACCGCCCAGCUCUCCAAGGGUUGAAAGUGUGGUGUAGUCAACCCGUUGUCUGGAGAAACGAUUGGAACUUUCAGAACCUUCGUUAUCUGGCGAUUAAAGGCCUUGGGUGUGAGCGAGGAACUUUGAAUCUUCCAAGCUUUCCAGCUCUUUUAGACCUUAGAACGGCCUUUGGCAGAGAAACCGCAUUGCCAAGCCAUAAAGAAUUCCAUGUCUUCGUGGAUUUGUCUCGUCUGCCCAGUCUCUCAGCCCUCGAAAUUGAAGGGGUCAUUGAUGAAGGCCUUCGCGACCGUCUAAUUUUUCGUGGUGUCACUAAAUCGUUACGCACAAAAUUCAUGGUCGACUGGAUAUUGUGGGAUACUUGGAAAUGUAUGAAUGAGAGCCUUGAAGAAAUACGACUUCGAACUUCAACGGAAAGUAACCGUCCGGCCACAGAGCUGAAUUUCCCACGUUUAAAGACCCUCGAACUGGAAAACUCCCUGGGCUGUCUUGCUCUUUUCGAUAUCGGAUUGCCGGUCUUGUCCCAGAUCAACCUUAAUCUGGGCCCUGGGACUUUCGUUACGAUCUCCCACGCCAUUUAUCGUCGCCGAUUUCAGUAUUACGGAAGCUUCCGAUCACCCUCAACCUUAUGCAUGAUGAUAUCUUUUUCGAUACCGAUUGGCCAAUAA